UCCUGUGUGUCGUAUGUUCGUUUCGCAGAAAAAAAAAGUUUAUAUAUACAUGUACAUUAGAUUUCUGUGAACAAGCUUGUAAAUUAUUUGCAUGUAAUUGAGAGUGCAGUGAGUGCAAGCAGAACAGAACGUCGAACAAGAAAAAAAUGUGUCAAUAAAUUAAUUAUUAUUUGAACGAAAGAAUAACAAAUAAGUAUUUGAGAGAAGAAGAAAAAAGAACACAAUCACUGCAACUCAAUCAUUAUAUAUUGGUCACCGUUUGUGUCGUGUUUGUGUGGACAUAUUUUUUUUUUCCAAAGUGAAUUUGAUAACAUGAGCUUCACUUCAAGACCUCCGUUCACGGGUGGCAUGUCGAACCAAAAUCAACAACAACAACAAGGGGGUCAACCAAAUAAUGCAAACAUUGGGGCCAGUGGUAUACCAAACAUGCCAAUGAUCAAUAACGCUGCAUCAAUUCCUGGCAACCAUUUGGCCAAUCCGAGCGGUUCAUCCGGAAUGUCAGUGAUCGAUCAAAAAAUCUUUCAACAGCAAUUAUUGUUGCAACGUCAACUUUUGAUGCAUCAACAACAACAGCAACAACCAUCCCAACAGAAUCAGCAAGCGAAAUUUCAGCAACCGCCUCAAUCCUUGAAUCGGAUAGUGAGCGACAUUUUGAAUGACAAAAAUGGUGGUAAUGUUGCUGCGCAGCAAACGCAAUUGCAACAUAUAGUGCAAUUACAGGCGCUGACGAAUAUGAUGCAAUUACAACAACAGGCAGCCAAAUCAUUCCAACAACAGCAGCAACAACAGCAACAGCAAUCGGUUCCAUUGCCAACAAAUACGACGAUCACACCUGUGGCACGAUCAAAUAUGCAGUCGAUGUCAAAGCAACCCGUCAAUUAUCCCCGAUCAAAUGCACAAAAUAAGAACUUAGCACAAAAUCCAUUGAGCUCGAGUCCAAUGCAAUCGCGUAAGAGUUUUCCGAAUGCACCAAAGUCGACUGUGCCUCCGAUGCAAUCUGGACUUGUUGCCACACCGCUGAAUAUAUCGAGCAGCUCGUCAAAAUCAACAUUACCGCAAAUGCCAUCGGCCAUGACAUCGGCGGGCAAUAAAGGCUAUGCCGAUCUCUUAGCAGCCAGUUUGAAUAAUUCACAGGCCAGUAUGAACAUCACACCAAGUUUGACUAUUACAAAAACCAAUUCGCCAUCGGGUUCGUAUGUGAAAAAUUCAAACCAAAUGCCCAAUAGGCCGGUAUCGUCGCCAUCAUCACAGAAAUCAUUUUUACCUGAAGCAAUAUCAAUGUCUCUUGGAAAUGUACCUUUAUCAGUGAAAACAUCACAUCCACCGUCCGUCACUGUUACACCAACUAACAAACCGACCGUUUCUCCGACCAGCAAACCGAUCCCAAAUACACCAUUGAAGCUAAAUUCACCACAAAACGUCCCUGGAUUACAGAAAUUGUCGCCAACAUCACCACGAACGAAACAAACACCGCGCAAAAAUACGAAUCCGAUUCGUACAACAUCAUUGUCUCCAGCAACGCAAACGUCUUCGCAAACAGCUGUGCCUCACAUUGAUGUCAAAUCAGCGAUGCCCCAACCAACAAUUCCGAUUAAUCCAUCGGUAUCGAUCAGCCCAUCAGCGGUGAAGGUCACAUCACCAAAUGCAAAUUCGACAAAACCAGCCGUAACUGCGGCGAAACCACCGACUUUGAAUGUGGUCCCGACAACACCACCAAAAGGAAACAUAUCAAUUUCAGUCGCUCCUGCAACGCACGCUCCGACAAAACCAGUUCAAUCAACGCCAGUAAGCAAUUCAACCAACGUGGAUGCUAAACAAAGUGUAUCAACACCAAAAACAAGCAACGUACAACCCGUGAAAAUUGAGGUGAAAGCAGAGAAAACAGAGAAAGUUGAUUCGAUCAAAGUGGAAAACAUUAAAACAGAGAAGACAAUUGAAACGGUAAAAACCGAAAAACCAUUGAGUACUUCAGUUAGCAGUGCAGGUUCAACAAAUCAACAACAAAAUAAAGCGAUCGAAUCAAAAAGCAAACAAAAUGCAUCACAAAACGAUUCACUGACGCAGAGUAGCACAAAUCAAAGUGAGACAACAAAAGAAACGGAUAAAAAGGAAGCGAUCAAAGCAAAGCCAUCGAUAAAAAUGACCAUUGAUAAAUCGACGAAAUCAUCACAACCAGCAACACCGGUGGCACUGACUCCAAUCGGAUCAAAAAUAAAGAGGAAUCGCUUUAAGACCAUUCCGUAUCAGAGUCCAACGCCCGAAAUUGAGUUGGUGAGCAAAAUCAGCGCAGCCGAGGCAAUUAACGCGCACAAAAAGAAGACAAAGACAAAAAACGGCGAGGAUAAAUUGACAUUAUUCUAUAAGAAUGAAUUUUUGGCUGUGCGAAAUACAGACGGUGGCUUUUUUCUCUGUCAGACAAUGUACAAUGUGUACAAAACAUCACCAAAAAUUCGUAUUCGUUGGUUGUCGGAGGGUGCAACUGAAAAGAAUAUUUAUUGCUUGGAUUAUAUGGAUACCACCGAUAUUGAGUGCGUAUUGACCAGCGUUUCGCUGAAUAAACUGGCAAAAGGAAAAUUCGAACUGACCAGUGCCGAACAUGAACGCAUUGAAAGCAUUUUGAAAAAGGCGCUUGAUGUUGAAAAUGGAAUUGUUGAACGACCAGACGUUACCGAAGAAAAUCCAGACGGAUUGGACCUGUCUUUGUACAAGGAUGAGUCGCAAAUCGAAAAGAAAACUUCUGUUAAGCGUAAGGCAAAUGAGAAAGCUGACGUUAAAACAACAACACCGAUUACAAACAAGCGAAAAAGUGAAAUUGCAAACAAGCCAAAAACGAAUUCUGCAAAGAAUUCGCUUGUGAAAAAGACCGACUCCGGCGAUGAAAGCCAAUCAACGCCUGGCAUCAAAAGAGUGGCAACAAAACGUAAAUUGGCCGACGAGACUAACGAUGAGCAAAACCAGGACGCUUCACUGAAAGAUGCCACUGAAUCCAAAGAUGUCGAGCCACCGGCAAAAAUGGCAAAAAUCGAUGGUGAAACACCAAGACAGUCCACCGGCGAAAAGACAUCAGAAUCUGUGGACAAUUUAGCUCAGUCAAGUCGCGCCACUAGACGAAACAAGAAUUAGGUUAAAAAUUUACGAAUUUUCUAUAGACAUCGGUAGAUACAAUGUCUAUUACGAAAAAAAAUCAUAGUUUCAUUUACUGGGAAGUCUGUUCUCCCUUCGAGACAUGAAUAAACAUACAGAGUAUCAAAAGAGACAUGAAUGCGAUAUCAAGCUCAAAACGAAAAACAAACAAAAUUAACGUUCGUGACAAUUCCUUAAAAUUAAACGGAUUUAAAAAUGAAAUUUGGAUAAUUGUUUUAAAUGUUCUGGUUUUUAUGGAAUAUUGUAAUACAAAAAAAAAAACAUAAAAUAAAUCAACAAAUUGUUUAGGAAAAAAAAAAUUAAAGAUAAAAAAUCGAGAGAAUUUAGACAUUUAAAAAUGAAUUAAUCAUGGAACAGAGCUCUAUAGAUUUAACAAAAAAAAAAAAAAAUACGAAGAAAACAAACUGGCGCAAACAAUUAUCUAAUUAUCUAAAUAGUGUUUGGAAUUUAACUUCAAGGAAACAAAAGAGAAAAAAAUCAACAAAAAAAAUGGAACAAAUUAAAUGACCUAUGCACACGUUUAUUGAGAAUUUACACAGUGAGUUUAAGCAGACAACAAUUUUCAUCACUUGCAUAAAAAAUAUAUAUAUAUAUGAAUAUAUUAGAGAGUUAGGCUAGGUUUUACUUAUAAAUAUAUAUAGGCAUGAAUAUAUUUGAUUUUUACCCAAGGCUCGAUUGACAAACCCACAAAACAAAAGCAGAAAACCAACACCAAUAUCAGAUAUAUCUCAUAGUGAUUAACAACAUAUUUUUCGAUGACAUAAAGCACACAUUGCAUGCCAGAGAGAUUGUAUCAAAUUUUAUUUUAUAAAAUUUGUCUGAAAAAAAUUGUUUACAAGAUUUGUCAGCGAAAACAGUAAGAGUCACAUGGUAAUCAUUUUUUAUUUUUUAAAUUAUUAUAAAUAGCAUUUGUUGACCAAAUUUCCAAUUAUCUUUUAGUUGAUUUUUGUUUUCGAUUGCUUGCUUGCGUGAUGCAAUUUGCAAGUGAAUUUUAUUUUUUUAUAAACAUAUCCUCCCACGAAGUUGAAAAAUGAAAAUGUUCGAUUUAAAUUUCAUGCAUUGUUCAGAGCGAAAAUAAUGCAAAAUCAUAUAAUUUACCGUCACAAUUGUGCAUUGGCAUGGUUUGAACUGUUAGUCGAUUCCAUGUACCGAGAGCACAGUCGAGUGACAGGAAUGCAAUGAAUUUCGUUUCGUGUAAAAUUUCGAAGGUUUUGUUCAAACAAAAAUUUCGUGCAUUUGAAUAAGCGGUUUCAAAAGAAAAACUUAUACAUAUUUUAUUUUGAUAGAUUAAAACUUUGGAUUUUGACAAAAAAAUAGAAAAAAAAAACAAAAAAAAAACAGAGAACGCAUGGAACAGACAUUUUAACUGAACUAUUUUACUUGUUUUACUUCUCGGAAAUUGUUUUUUUCUUCUCUAUGCUUUAUAAAUAAACAGUUCUAUUUGUUUUGAGUUUUA
Molecule: messenger RNA, 4600 nt
Organism: Contarinia nasturtii (swede midge)
Lineage: Eukaryota; Metazoa; Arthropoda; Insecta; Diptera; Cecidomyiidae
Product: transcriptional regulator of filamentous growth FLO8-like
Exons: 9
Coding region: 313-3123 (936 amino acids)
Source: RefSeq, a predicted model, not a curated record